AUGCUUUAUCUUUUGGUUCAAGUUAAUGAAAGUAUUAAGUGUGUUAUUUCUGAACGUGUAGUGAGUAUAGAAGCCAUAGAUAAUAAAUUUUCUGACCUUUUUGAUGCAAUAACAUUAGGACAAUAUAACGAUAGGGAGGUUAAAAUUUUUAUUAGACAAGAAAAGUCUGAAAACUGGCGAGAAGUUGAUAAUGGACUAAAAGGAGACUUAAAAAUACUAGAAGUUUUAGGGUUUUUGCGAGUUAAAUUUUGUUUUGUUGAGUCAAAUUUAAAUACACAAGAUAUUCCUAUUCCGACUCAAAAUAGAGAAAGUGCUUUUAGCAUUUUAAUGCAAAAUUCAAGAAAACUUUUACUUCCUCAACGUAUUACUGAAUAUAAUAAUUGUGAUCAACUUUAUAAUGAAAUUAUCGAACUUCUUCAAGAUCUAAAAGUUGGCUGGAUGGGUGGUGUGCACGAUACGAUUGGCAAAAUAUUUGUAAAUCGUAUUAAGGAUGCAAUCUGGUAUAUUGAUCCACAUCACUCCACAUUAAAUGCACGUUCAUGUCACUUGCCUAUCCUUUUCACACAACUGAAAACCUAUCAAGAUGGUGAUACAUAUAACCAAUAUUACCAUUCCGGUCAUCAUAAAAAAAUUCAAUUGUCACAACAUAAACUUCUUCAACUUUCAAGUUUUCUUGGAUUAUCUAUUAGUCAACCAUGGGCAAGUAAUGAUAUAUGGAAUCAAGUAGUUCCAGCAAUUCUUUCGCUAAUUGGAAUUCUGGAAAAAUAUGUUCAGUAUCUAAAUGAAGCUACUAUUAUUAUGACCAAGCAUCACCAUUGUGAUGAAAGUGCUCGCGGUCCUGAAAAUAACUGUAUUAUGUAUCGGACUGCUGCUUGUAAACGUGAUAACCUCAAAGAUAAAUAUAAACAACUGAACAAUCUUUUAUUUGAAAAACAAGUUUAUGAACAUGUUAACAUUCAGCAAUAUCUUCCAAAUGAUGUUAUGAAAAGAUACCGAUUUAUAAAAGAAUUGCAGCUCAUGUUUCCAAUAGGCAUAUAUAGGUAUCAUCAAGGCAGUCAUUUGGGAACCAUUAAUUUUGUAUGGAAAAUUCCGGAAGCUGAAGAAUUUAAUGAUGAACAAAAUGAAACGUUGAAAGUACGAAUGCUUGCUAGGAUUCACGAAGGUUUACCUCAUUAUUUUACACGACAAAUGCAAAAGAAUGUGCUUAAUAAGAAAGUUACACCAGCUGUACUACGUAUGCUUCAUUUUGAUCUCACUGGUAAUGCUGCCGUAUCUUCAAAUUCUAUCAGUCGUGAAGUAGAAGAGAGAUUACAAUUGAUGUUAACUUUGGCAGAUCCCACCAUUAUAUCUGAUUUGCGAACAAAUAAUGGUUUUGAUGGAACAAAAUUUAAUAUAUUUUGGGAUGAAACAGAAGCAUAUUUCAAUGAACAGAACUUGCUUGCAGUAGAUGAACGGAGACAUGAAACUAUUCUAUACAUGCCAUUAGCCUUAUCUGUUCGUGAUCUUCGUGAAAUAAUAAUGGAAAAAUUAUAUAUCAUCCAUGGUAAUCCUCUUCCUUUUACUAUUCAUAUUCCAUCAGAAGAAUGGAUCCGCCUACAGUUUUGCCCUACAAAUGCUAUUGCAACACGAUCUAUACAUCACACUGGUCGAUUCAACGUAAAAUUUAAGGUACAAGGUCGGUUGCUUCAGAAAAAUAGUGAUGAUGCACAUUAUUGUGCAGCACUUUUCCGGUAUCUUAGAGAAUAUUGCAUUAAGUACCAUCAGUGGACUUGUUUGAUUUCUGCAGAUGACAAACAUAAAGUUCCUAUUGGAGAAGAUGUUGCAGUUUCUACAGGUGUACGAAACCGGCGCUCUAUGGUGGAUCAAAAUAGUACAUUGGCUGCUGCAGAUCAUGACUUCACAAAGCUAUCUUUAACACCAUCAGUUACGUUUUUCAUAUCAAUCCCUGAGGAUAUUUUUGGAUCAUUUUAUGAUGGUCAAGUUUUUGUAUCUUAUAAAGAUACAACCUUUGAGCCAAGUUCUGCCAUCAGACAUUCAACUGAGUUUUUAAAUGCACUUAAUAUCCAAUAUGAACAUCAAGUAACGCCACCAAUACUAUGCCUUUAUACUGAUGGAGGGCCGGAUCAUCGAUGCAAUUAUGGAUCUGUGCAGAUUGCAUUGAUUGCUCUUUUUCUACAGGGGGAUUUUGACAUGCUCAUUGCAGUUCGCACUGUGCCCAAUCAUAGCUGGACAAAUCCAGCUGAACGUAUUAUGAGUAUCUUGAAUUUGGGUUUACAAGGUGUAGCACUUAAGCGUAAUCAGAUGAGUCCUGAAUCUGAAGCUUUGUUUGAAACGGCAAAUACCUUAGAUGAUAUACGUAAAAAGGCUCAAGAAUUUAAUGAAUUAAAUUCUGAAUUAAUAGAGAGUAUAGCAAAUAUUCAAGACAUGUUAAAUAAUCGAACAGAACGGCUAGUAUUAAAAGAUAAGAAAUUCAAAUGUCAUGGAUCAGCAAGUGAAGAAAUAAUUACUAAAUUAUUUGAGAAGUCAAUUUUUGUUAUAGACCCCACUUUGAAAAUUGACGAAACCACACAAUCGCAAAUACGUCGUCAUUCUGCAUUGAUUGAAUUUAUGGAUACUCAUUGCCAUGCGCGCGCCUAUAGUUUUCAGAUAAAAAAGUGCAAUAAUCCUACUUGUCCAUAUUGUAAACCAAUUCGUCUUCCUUCACAAGAAUUUCAUGAUUUGAGUUUUCUUCCAGAUCCGAUCCCUUCGCAAGAGAAUACUGACCAUUACGCGGCUUUUCAAAGUGUCUAUGGAACUGAAACUACCGAAGAAUAUAGACCAACAUAUAUGCAAUCACAGGCGAACGCAGAACCUAUUCCAAAAUCUAUUCUAGUUGUAGGGAAAAUCCGUGGUUAUAUUGAUUGUGAAGAUUGUAAAAAGCGUCGCUGUGUGUAUAGUGACAAAUUCUUGAAUAGUGACGAACAACAAGAUUUUCAACAAGUACUAGAGUCAUAUUCAUACUCCUGCGGUGCACCAAUUUUUCCUGAUGAUCACUACUUGAAAGAAGUAGUGUUUGUACGAACACGUAUCAAUUGUGACUCACCAAUUGAAGUAUUGUAUUAUUCAAGCCGUAAAUCAGGAAAUUAUCCAAUUUGUUACUAUUGUGGAGAAAGUGAAGGUUUGGUGGCACCUCCGGAAUCUUUGAAACAGCGUUUCAAACAAAUUUAUCCACUAUGUGAGAUGUGUAUAGAGAAUAGAAAAGGUUUUCAUACUAAAGGAGAGAUUAAGACUAACGGACGUGCCUCAAAGCGCCGUAAAACAUAG
This is a messenger RNA of Rhizophagus irregularis DAOM 181602=DAOM 197198, 3303 nucleotides long. The record is from RefSeq and is a predicted model, not a curated record. NCBI's taxonomy places the organism in Eukaryota, Fungi, Glomeromycota, Glomeromycetes, Glomerales, Glomeraceae.